Molecule: messenger RNA, 2217 nt
Organism: Cylicocyclus nassatus
Lineage: Eukaryota; Metazoa; Nematoda; Chromadorea; Rhabditida; Strongylidae
Source: the annotation of a GenBank genome assembly
AUGCGUCUCAAGGUCUCACUACCUCGGACUCCUCGUCACUCAGACACAGUCUCCGCAGUAGGGUGGGCUGGAGGAGAAGAGAUCUACUCUUAUGCGGAUGAUCACUGCUUACUGAGAUGGAACCUUACCAAUAUGGAGGCCACUACAGUGACGGAGUUGCCAAACAAUCUCUUUGCAACAUCGAUGCAAUGGUUUCCUCGCACUGGGAAGCGGGACGUCGCGAACGAUUUAUUCGUCCUCUCCGGCACCGAUGGCAAGAUAUAUUUUGUCAAUAAGAUGGGUAAACUCGAGAAGUCGUUUGACGCACACAAAGGAGCUGCACUGCAAGCGAGAUGGAGUCCAGAUGGAACUGGACUGCUCAGCUGUGGCGAAGAUGGAGCAGUAAAGUUGUGGUCAAGGAAUGGAAUGCUCCGAUCUGUCAUUGCUCAGAUGCUUAGUCCCGUAUAUUGCUUACACCCGAGUAAAAGAAGUACCCAUUAUAGUGUUUCUUUUGAUGCAGCUUCGGAUAACAUUUUAUUCACGAACAAUGAGUAUUGCUACAUCAAAUCCCUCAAAACACAGUCCCUUCCACUGAAAUGGAAAGCCCACGAUGCCAUAGUACUUUGCUGUGAUUGGAGCCUUGUUUCUGAGCACAUCGUCACUGGCGGGGAGGACUGCAAGUUCAAGUUGUGGGACAGAUUUGGACGGAAUCUUUUCUCCUCUGUUGUUUGUGAUUUUCCAAUAUCCUCGGUGGCCUGGAGUCCCAAUGGCCAGUGUUUCGCUGUUGGAUCGCAAAAUAUUCUGCGGCUGUGCGACAAAGCUGGGGCAAGUUUUCUGCAUAAACUAACCGUCGAAAGCGGUGGCCUGGAAGUUGUGCAAACAAAGAGAAACAUGCUGGAAGUGAGAGAUCUGAACGUAGAUCUUGCUCAAGAGACAUUAGAGACAAGGGAUAGGAUAACACAUACGUCCUUAGCUCACAAUCAACUGAUUGUUGUGACCACAUCGCAGUUGUACAUCUACAGCUCGAGGAACUGGAACACGCCGGUCAUUGUUGAUGUGAAGGAUAAGACUAUAGCCCUAGUCCUUCAAGCUAGCAGGCUAUUCCUCGUUUCUGAUGGCCAAAUUGUAUUGGUAUUCAAUUAUGAUGGUAGAAGUCUUUGUGAGGUCAAGGUGCCUGGAAUUGGAACCAGUAACAUAAGUGAAAAGACUAUAGCUUUAUCAAAUGACGUACUCGCCAUCAGAGAUCGAGGUGAAACAUCAACUAUCUGCUUCUUCGAUCCGACAUCUGGCAGAGCACUUGGCGAUGAGAAAAUUGUACACGAGCGUGAAGUUGUGGAGAUGACAUUGUCACAAUGUGGAAAGCUCAAUGAAAGGAUUUUGGCUUUUCGAGACAGUGAUGCGGCCGUUCUGGCUGCCAGAGUGAAAACAUACGGUAUCGCUCAGAGGAUAGCACGAAUUGGUUCUUCUGUGGAGCAUCUCCAUUUCAACAACACAACGAAUAUGUUGGCAGCAGUAGGUGAAGGACGAGUUCUUGUAUGGCCUGCUACAGAGAUUGCAUUUAUCGACAGAACGCUUUUACAACAAUCAAUCAUAGAAAAACCAGUGCCUGCUCUCGGAAAAUUUCCUAUUCUGCGCAGUUUUAUUGACAACGUGGUAAGUCUGCGUCGAUCUGACGGCUCUAUAGUUACCACUACGAUACCUCCAUUUGCUGAGGCUCUCCUAAAGCACACAGCGAACUCGAAAUGGGACCAAGCUAUUCGUCUUUGUCGCCAUAUCAAAAGUGAGGUCACAUGGGCCAUGCUUGCCGGUCUGGCUACUGCAGCGCAAAACACCUAUGCGGCUGAGAUCGCAUAUGGGGCUUUAGAGGAGGCAGAAAAAGUUCAGAUGUUAGCAGAAGCUAGAACACAUCCGAAUAAAGAAGUACGUAGUGCAAUGAUGGUUCUCCUGGCUGGAAAGGUCCCAGAGGCAGAUAAUCUGUUGGAAAAAGGAGGAAAUAUCUAUCGCGCUGUGAUGCUAAACAUAAUCAUGAUGCGAUGGUCACGUGCUCUUGAUAUCGCAGUGAAACACAACGCUUAUCUGGAAGUGGUCAUGGGUUAUCGCCAACGGUAUUUGGAAAAGCUAGGGAGAGAAGAGACUGAUGAAAAGUUCAUCCGUCAAAGAGGGAAGGUGGAGAUCGACUUCAAUCAUAUUCGAGAGGUGAUGGCUGAAGCCGAAGCUGCGGAAGAGAUAAAUAAAUGA